AUGGUGGACUUUGUAGUGGUGGACUGCCCAUCAUCAUACAAUAUUAUCUUGGGGAGGACAACAUUGAAUGCCAUGAAAGCAAUCACUUCCACUUACCAUCUCCUGAUGCGUUUCCUAACUGAAUAUGGACUGGAAGGGAGAGAUAGGCUAGACUUUCAUAGAGCAGAACCUACAGAGGCGCUAGAAGAGGUCAUCCUUGGUGAUGGUGAGCCCGAGAAGAAAGUGAGUGUAGGGUCUUUACUCCCCCCAAGUAUCAAAGAUGAACUUACUCAAUUCCUCAGGAAGAAUCGAGACGUAUUUGCAUGGGCGCAUGAAGACAUGCCGGGUAUAGACCCCACUAUCAUGGAGUACCACCUAAAUGUAAAUCCUAACUUCAAACCUGUCAGACAAAAGAGGAGGACUUUCGCUCCAAAGAGGAAUCAGGCUAUAUCAGAAGAAGUGGAAAAGUUCUUAAAAGCCGACUUUAUUCAAGAGGUGUACUACCCCGAGUGGCUAGCAAAUGUGGUCCUAGUGAAGAAGGCAAAUGGAAAGUGA
Messenger RNA from Cornus florida, 534 nucleotides. RefSeq lists its product as uncharacterized. Lineage: Eukaryota; Viridiplantae; Streptophyta; Magnoliopsida; Cornales; Cornaceae. The coding region runs from base 1 to 534 and encodes 177 amino acids. The record is from RefSeq and is a predicted model, not a curated record. The transcript is spliced from 2 exons.